This is a messenger RNA of Aphanomyces astaci, 1147 nucleotides long. RefSeq lists its product as hypothetical. The transcript has a single exon. Lineage: Eukaryota; Oomycota; Saprolegniomycetes; Saprolegniales; Verrucalvaceae. The record is from RefSeq and is a predicted model, not a curated record. Bases 298 to 687 code for a protein of 129 amino acids.
UAGUAGCCAUCCAUUGGUUCCAAAUCGUGAUUGCAGAGUGUGAACACAUACAACAGUAGAUAUAGCACGAGCAACUAUUUUCUGCUCCAUCAAACACGCAAUAAAUAUAUAUAUAUAUAUAUCCAUUUCCGACGUAAACAUCCGACCUAAAUCCAAUUCGCUUGAAAGCUGUGAAUCCAUGUCAAAAUCGCUUGGUUCACGUCUGCAUUCCCCUGCUCUUGACCCAUGCUAUGGUACAAUUCCUUGAAGUCCAAUAGAUCCUUCUUGGCGCACGUGAGGCCCAAGAAGAAGUUGUGAAUGUCCACCGUCGGCUUUUUAGAGUCCAACUUGCCGUUCAGCAAGAGCAGCGGUACAUGCAGCGAGUGCUUGGUAAAGUCCAGUUCCUUGAACGCUUCGUCCGUGGGGUCGCUCACUUCGCUCUUGUUUUCCUCCUCAGUGAACGUUCGCUCGGUAGUGUCAGUGAAGUCGUUGCCCAUGUGGUCCUUAGACCGCGGUAGGAGUCUGUCGCGAAAAGACGCAAAUGUCGGCCGCGUGGUCGGAAGAAACGACCGCCACUGGCUCGAUAUGGUCGUCGUAAUGCUGGCCAUGAUGCCAACGGGCGGGAUCAAGUCGGGCGCCGUGACGAUGAUUCCUUUCCAAGGAAACUCGGAAAGGAUCCCGGUGUGCGCUGCCAUAACCCCGCCGUAGUACACCCCGCACAAGAAAUAGUCCACUUGGUGGUCGCCCAUGCGCUGGGCUACACCCAGAGCGAAUUGAUGCACGUCGUCCACGUACUGGGUGACGCCACACGCGUUGGGCGCUGGAAAUAGCGACAUGUUGGACGCUUGCUUUUGGAAGUUCACUUCAGGGUUCGGGUGCCUGUACAUGGCAGUGGAUUCCGACGCGCCAGCGGCCGCUGUGCUCGCCAACGGGCUUUGCUCCAGUGCAAACACGGCGAUUUGCUGUGCCGCUAAGUACUUGAACAAGCCUUCGUACCGCAGGCAGCUCUCGUCCAAGCCUGGCAGGAACACAACCACCGCCAGUGGAUCCUUUGGGACGUAGGAACAGCAGUGGAGAUGCUGUUGUCGAGCAUUCGUGACGAUUGCUUUGCCCUGGGAGAAACUCACGUGUCGUUGCUGGAGCAUGACCAAUGUAGAAUGAAUUCUCU